This is a messenger RNA of Micromonas commoda, 6216 nucleotides long. RefSeq lists its product with no specific name. Bases 1 to 6216 code for a protein of 2071 amino acids. Lineage: Eukaryota; Viridiplantae; Chlorophyta; Mamiellophyceae; Mamiellales; Mamiellaceae. The transcript has a single exon. The record is from RefSeq and is a predicted model, not a curated record.
AUGUGGGACCUCGAAGGCGACGACGUCGUCCCGGAGAGCCCGCGGAUGCGCGCGUGCCGCGGAGGGUUGGAUCUCGGGCGGUCCGAGGUGCCGUCGACGAAGCGCUCGCCGGCCGGUCGCCAUCGCCCGCUCAGGGACGUGACCAACGCGACGCACGAGCCCGAUGACGUCGUCGCCGAGUCCACGGAUGAGGACGACGACGAGGACGGCGAUCAUCGCGGCGGCGUGGGCGUCGUGAUGGGAGCGGCGAUGGACGCGCGGCGCCUGGCACGACAGCGGCGAGAGGGCGAUGUCACCGUCGUCGACGACGAGGUGGUCAUCGUGCACGAGACGAUGCUCGCGGACCACGACGCCGACGCGACCGCGGAAGACGAUCCGCUGGCACGGUUCGCCGCCGCCCCGAUUCCCACGGAGGACGACCCCGGACCCGCCACCGCGGCCCCGACGAGGCGUCAGAAUAAUCUUCGCCUUCGUCCAAACGCGAAGAAGAGGCUCGCGGCGGCGGCGGCGCGACGUCGCUUCGCGUCCGACGAUUCGAACGACGACGAUUCGUGCGACGACGACGUCCGCGAUCGCGCCCCUCCGCCGUCGAACGGCGACCCUCCCCCUCGCGCCGAGGACUUCGACGCGGGCGGCGGCGACGAUGACGACGACGCGAGGUUCGAGGUUGACGACGCGCCGGUGUCGGAGCACAGCGACGGGAGCCAGGAGCGGACCGCCGGGGUCAAGGGCCUCCGGAUGACCGAGCUGCUCGGUGACGGGUACGGGAAGGGCAUGCGGCGGCGGCGAGGCGAGGGCGGGGCGAGGUUGACCGUCGCGGACCUCAUCGCGGCGCGACGCGGGAGGAAGCCGUUGCUCGACCCUCCCAGCAGCGACGAAGAGGAGGAGGAGGAGGAUGCCAGGAAGGGGGAUGCCAGGGAGGAGGAUGCCAGGAAGGAGGAUGCCAGGGAGGAGGAUGCCAAGGAAGGGAAUGUCAGGGAGGAUGUCAGGGGGGAUGACGACGACGGGGAGGAGGACGAUUGCGACGCGUAUGACGACGACGAAUUUUCCGCGUUUUCGAGGCCGCCCAUGGACCAGGAGGCGGACAUCCGCGCCGACGACGGUCGCGUCUUCGCCGAGGAGUUGCUCGCCGCGGCGCGGCCGAGGGCGGAGCCCCGGGACGCCGCGAGCCACCGGCGGCGCCGGCGGCGACAGGGACGCCUGGACGCGUUCCUGUCCAUGAACGACGACAAUAAGGAGGAGGAGGAGGAGGAUGGGGAGGAUGGGAAAGAUGCGGCCGCGAGGCGAACAAGACCGGCGCGCGACGCGGCGACGAACUCGUCCGCUCCGUCGACGCGCACCGCCGUGCACGAUGCGGAUGAACCCGCGCGACCCGCGCCCGCGCCCCGGCGCUUCCCGCACACCCUCGACUCGGGAUCCAUGAUCAACGCCGACGAGUUUAACGACGCGGGAACAACCGCGGACGGGGAGAGGACGCUUCGAGUCGCGUGCGCCCUGUUCAAGGCGGGACGUCGCGCCGACGGGACCGCGACGCCCGCACCCACCCGCGCGGAAUCGAUCGAGUGGCGACGCGCGGUGUCGUUUUAUACGAGCGGCGACGGUUCAUCUUCUGUCUUUACGGGCGGCGACGCGACGAAAUCGAAAGGCGCGUUUUGGCGCGCGCUUCGGCGAAUCGUCGCGGACGCGUUCGACGACGACGAGCGGACGGGCGAGCGUCACGACCUAGACGAGCGUUACGACCCGGCGGCGGCGGCUGACGCGGAACGGGGCGGGGAUCCAUCGAUCGCGUGCCAAGGCGACCGACUCUUCGAAUCCCCCGCCGCCGCGCAGGCGCGGCGGGGCGAGCUCGGGUGGGAGCUCCUCUUUCGCGCCGCCGCGACGUGGCGCGCGGCGGGUCUCGAGACGGCGGAUGGGGAUGACGCCAACGGGGAGGACGCGUGGUCCAAACACGCGUGGGACCUGGUCUCGGAUGUACUCGCGCGAUCUCCUCUUCCCACGCCGUUUGGUUCGUCGCGCGCGGAGCCCGAGGGGAUCGAAAAGGGAGCGAGGCUUCGAGAAUGGCGACAUCGGACGGCGGCGGGUUCAGGUCCCCGGGGGGAAUCGAUCCGUCCGUUGGACGACGGUGGAUUCGAUCCGAGGGCGUACGCCGCCGCCGUCGCCGACCGCGUCGCGACGCUCGUACGGGAGUGGCCCUACUGUCGGGGCGGCUCGAGUUCGCCGGUUUGGGAGCUGUGGCGGCGUCUCUUCGUCUCCUCAGGAGGCGUUUCAGCCGUUACGACGACGUCGAAGGAACCGCGGAUCGACCCGGCGGGCGCCACGUGGCCGUUGCCUUCGCGGACAGACGACGGGAUCGCGCGGGCGGCGGUGUCGACGCGCGGCGGGAUCGAUCGCGCGAUCACGACGACGUGCGCGUGUUGCGACCUGGCGACGCCGGAUAACGCGCUACGCACGGCCGACGAGUUAGGUUCAGGUUCACGCGGACCUGGUGCGUGGCUCGUCCCGUCGAAUGGCGCGUGCGCUCGAGCUACGCGAGCGCUCGCGUCGCACCUCGCCAAGGCUCCCGAGGCGAAGGACCUCAAGAGGGACCUCGGGCGCGCGCUCCAGUCCGCCUCGCUGCUCCACGCGGUCAAGGAGCACCGCGGUAAAACGUCUAUGCACUCUCUCGCUGCCGAGGGUGGGUGUGUUGGCGCGGGUUCUCGGAGGGUUGUCGGAGGAGGAGGAGGAGGGUUGUUUCGAGCGGCGGGGGGCGCUUCGCUGCGGCUCACCCCGCUCGCCGCCGACCUCAGGCACAGGGCCGCGACGCACGUGCUCCUCUUCGCCGCGUGCCUCGACGCGGGCGCGAUCGACCAGGCGGGCGUGUGCCUCCGCCAGCUGUGCGCGCCCUUAUCCUGCUCGAACAAGGGUUCGAACUGCGCGCUGCCGGCGGCGUCGGCGGACCCGGCCGCUCGAGCCGUCGCCGUCAGAGCCGUCGGGUGCGCGGCGGACGCGUGGAUCCAACGCGGCUCGUCGUUGAACGAGGCGGUUCUCCAAAAAAACGGUCAGAAAACGCACCUGGGGCGGCUCGCCAGGGAGGGCGAGGCGGCGCUCGCGGCGCUCGCCGCCGAGGCUGUUCGCGCGCGGGAGGACGCCGCCGACCGCCGCCGUUCUUCUUCGUCCUCCCUCGAGGAUGGCGAAGGCGUCGCGGCGGCGCACGGGGCGGUGGUGGCGGAGGCAGCGGAGGCGGCGGCGUGGAUGCACGCGGCGCUGGUAUCGUGCGGCGCGUGCCAGAGGGGCGCCGCCGCCGCGCAGGCGCGCUUCUGCGAGCCGGAGCUGUUUCGCGCCGUGGGGGCCGGCGUCGAGUCCUCCAAAGGAAACGACGACGCCCGGGUGGACGACGAGCGAUAUUCGGCUGGGUGUUGGCGGUCCCGGCUCUUCGCGCAGCGCGCCCUCGCGGCGCUCCUCGCGCCGGGCCCGCCCCACCUCGCGACGACGUGCGCGACCCGGGGCGUACACGAGACGCUCGGCGACGCCCUGGCGCUGUGGGCGCUCGGCGCGGGGUCGGAUGCGCGAGCCGGCGGAUCCGGCGCGCUCGCGUCGGCGCUUUUUUCUCACCCCGCGGCGAUGGAGCUGGCGGAGGGCGCGCCGCCGUCAGGGCCGGGCGCCGCGCGCGUGCUCAGGCUCAGGCGGGCGAUCGGCGACGCGGCCGGUGGACUUUGGGAAGGCGACGAUCAUCCGACGCGACGCGCGCUUCGCGGCGCAACCGGGGCGGGGUUCGACCUGCUCAAUCCGACGGGUUCGCAGCUGGAUGCUUUUUUCCGCUCGGCGCCGGGUAGCUUGGCGAGCCGCGAGGAGGGCGAGUUUCGGGUGAGCGCCGGCGCGCUGGUGUCUAGGCAGAUGCGCGCGUACGGCGUCGGGGCGUGGGGGUGCGCGAUGGCGUGCGCGGCGAGGCUGCCGCGCGCGGCGCGUGUCUCGCACGACGAGCUCUCCUCGGUUGGUGGAUUUGCGGCAACGAACGGCGGAGUCGGCGCGGACCUUCGCGCCGCGAGGCACGCGUUGGCGUCCUGCGCGGCCGGGACGGUGCGAUGGCUCGUUGACCUCAUCGCGCGACUCCCCGUGGGCGAGAUCCCGGGUUCGAUACCCCGCGGGGUCGAGAGGAUCGUCGCGGAGGAACCCGUGCUCGCCGCGACGGCGCCGCAUCCGUGCCCGGCGAGAUCCCCCGCGUGGGGGGGUUGGACCGUUACGACCGUUACGAACGUUACGACCGCCGCCGCCGCCUCCGACUCGCUCGGCGCGCGGGUCGCCGCGCUGCUCCACCGCGACGGGGGCCCGCGGGGGUCGACGUGCGCGGCGAUUGUCGCCGCCACCGCCAAGCGCUUCGCCGUCGUCCGCGACGCCUCCGUCGACAACCCCACGCGCGGCUCCCCCGCAUCCGCCGUCGUCACGCCCUCCGGCACCCGGGAUUUCGCCGCCGCCACCGCGGGACUCAUCGAGGGGGUCCUCGACGACGACGACGGCGGCGCCGUCGCGCAUCUCGCCGCGGCGCUCGUCGAGCCGGACGUCCCAGCGCUCGCCGCGCAAUUUUUCGCCUCUGAGCUCCUCCCGCGAUUCCUCGCGCGCGAGCUCCGGGGCACGUCGCAGCGACGGUGCGCACGAAUCUGGCUCACCGCCAUCGCGCUCCUCGAGCGGCUCGCGCGGGAGCCCGAGCCCGAUCCCGAUCCCGAUCCCGAUCGAGGCGGCGUCUCGCCUCUUGGUGUUUGCGCCGUCCUGAACGACGUCCUGCCCGCGGCGGCGACGGCGAUGCUCGAGCUCGUGGUGAGCUCGUGCGGGGACGGGCUCGACCAUCAGGCGACGGCGGCGGCGGCGGCGCUGUUCGAGUACGUGGGCGCGAGGCUCGAAGAGGCGGCGGCCCGGGACGACGUGAUUGGUCGAGGCGUCACGACCCCGGCUCCGGUUCCGUCGGUAGCCGCGUCGGUGGUAGCCGCGGGCGAGGACGGCGGAGAAUCGAGACGAAAGAAGAGGCGGCGGAUGAUGGAUACUUCGGGGCCGGUGGGGCGACGGAGGCCGGCGCCGGCGGCGACGGCGGUUGGAUACUUCCCGUUUCCGGGGGCGGCGGCGGCGGCGUCCUAUUUCCCGUUCCCGGGAGCCCCCGCGGUUACCCCGGCGGAGAAGCAGGAGGAAGACGACGAGGACGACGAGGACGACGAGGACGUUGAAGACCAUGAGGACGAAGUGAGCGUGCAGGAGAGGGCCCGCGCGGACGCCCAGGCUCUCCGCUGGCGCCUCCAAUCGACCAAGCGCCGCCGCGCCGACGAAGUCGCCUGCGCCUUCGCCGCCUCGGGUGCCGCCUCGGGUCCGUGCACGAGCGACGCGUUCAAACUCCUCGCGUCGUGCGUCUCGUGCGCCACGGCCGUCGUGUGCGUCGUCGCCCUCGCCGCGCCCGUCACGGAUUCCCCGACCGGCGGCGGCGGGGCGUUCCGACACAUGUCCGGCGCCACCGAGCGAGCGCGGGAAAUUUCCCGGCACAGGCUACAAUUGCAACGCGAGUUGAAGCGGUGCCGAGGGGAAGUCGAGGCGCACGCGACGGAGCUGACGCGGCGGAGGUUCGGGUGCGGGCUUCGCUCGGCGCCCAACCCGCCGGUUGGGUCGUACGGGCGGGGAGCGGCGGCGGGCGGGGAGAUCUUCUGGGGCGCCGAGGGGCCGGUUCCGAGGGGGGCGCAUCGCGUGAACGAGCUCUGGUCCGAGCCCCGAUCGCGACUGGCGUUCGCGUCGGACGCGGCGUGUUCGCUGCUCGCGAGGGCGUCGCGCGUCUGUUCGGGUGUCGGGGCGGGCGUUGGGGCGGGUGUUGGGGCGUCGUCAGGCGGGUCGGAACGGCGGGGGUUCGAACGGGCGACGCGCGAUCUACUCGUCGCCAAGGCUGGCGCGUUGGCGAGCGCGGCGGCGUUGCUCGCCGAGCCGGAGGCGUCGACGGCGGCGGGGUCGAAGCGCGUUCCCGCGCUGGUCGACGCGCUCGGGAGGUGCGGCGUCGGCGGCGGUUCGGGCUUACGGGAGAGGCUGCCACCUCGCGCGGCGUCGUCCGGGGCGAACGGCGGGUUCGGCGGGGUGGGGGGGCGGGCUUCCUCCCUCCGCGGCGGGGGUGUCUCGUCGGUUCGACCCGAGACGCGCCCUCGCGGGGCUGGAGGGUCCGGGGUUGCGUUCCGGCCGUUCGGGUCACGCGGCGGCGGCGCGAGACGGCACUGA